CGACUUCUAAGAUGUUGUUUUUCUUUGCUGACAGAAAGGAACUUCACACGAUAAUUGUUGAGAGCAAGAAACAGAAUCAGCAGUUGUUUAGUCGUUUAAAAGAGACCUUCAAUCCACAGAUGUGCAGAGGAUUUGUGGACGCCUUUCUGAUCCGAAAGCAAAAUGUUGAGGAAUCCGGAAUCACAGACAGUCACUUCCAUGAUAAAAACCUGAUACAGACGGUUCUUAAUCUCUUUACUGCUGGCACUGACACAACAGCAACUACACUGUGAUGGGCACUACUAUAUAUGGCCAAGAAUCCAAAAAUACAAGAACAGGUCCAGGAGGAGCUAAGCAAGGUUAACGGAGGUCGUCAAGUGCAGGUUGAGGACAAGCAUCACCUGCACUUCACAAAUGCCGUCAUCCACGAAAUCCAGCGACUGGCUAACAUCGUCCCCAUGGCACUUCCUCACAAAAUGAGCCAAGACAUCACUUUCCAGGGUCACUUCAUUAAGAAGGGGACCACAGUGUAUCCUCUCUUGACAUCCGUCCUGUGUGAUGAGACUGAGUGGGAACACCCCAGCAGCUUUUAUCCUGCUCACUUCCUGGACAAAGAUGGGAAGUUUGUCAAGCGAGAUGCCUUCUUGCCUUUUUCAGCAGGUCGCAGGCAGUGUCCUGGGGAGAGUCUGGCAAGAAUGGAGAUUUUCCUCUUCUUUACCAGCCUCUUGCAGCACUUUCGUUUCACUCCUCCUCCAGGAGUUUCAGAGGAUGAAUUGGAUCUGACUCCAAUAGUGAGCUUUGCCGUUAGCCCGUCGCCUCAUAAACUGUGUGCUGUUCCUGUUGUGUGAGCUUUACAAUGCUGCUUUUCUAACAGUCAAUGGUGCGAGUUGGUUCAAGAUUUAACAUUUUGAGUUAUACAUCAUUAUAUUAAAUGUAAUGAUAAAGUAGGCCAAGAUCAGAUUUUCAAUAUCGAUGACGUAAUUUAAAUUAAUAGACAUCUUUCUCUUUAGUUUUGAAUGUCAAGCAUCACUACUUAAGCAGCUUCAACCAAAUAAUUGUCUUUAUUACUAAUAAAGCUCACUGAUGUGCUCAUCUUAAUGUCUCAUGAUAAAAGAGACUCCACUGCCAACAACAAGGAAUAAUAGUGAAGUUAAAGCUUAACAGUAUCCCAAAGGAACAAGUUAACCUCGAUACCUUUCAGGUCCAAUGCAAUGAUCUGUAAACGUCCCUAUAACUGGAUUAUUCUAUCCCCUUGGAAUGUUUUAAAGAUUAACUAUCUAUGCUACCCUUUUAAGAGCUUAACCGUCCCGGUCAAAGUUUGUCUCUAAUAUGUUUGAGCAUUGGUACUCUUUUUUACGACAAAACAAAAACAAUGAGCAUAUCAAAUAUAUAAACUUUUCUUUCAAACUCCGGGAGUACAGAAGAAAUUAUUAUGGACGCAAUUUCCAAGGGGAUGAUGAGGUUUUUUUAUGUUAAAUCUAAAGAAAUACCUAUAAUUUAUCAUUGACUUUUUUUGUCACACAAUGAUUAACACGAUUAUAGCGACAGCAGGAAACAAACAAAGUCACUGUGAGGCUGAGGCCGGGCCUGUUUGAUAUUGUGUGACACGCUACAAAAAAGUACUUGCUGAAAUCAAAAACUCUGUUGCAAAAUAAUGUAGUUUAAUGAAAACUGGGAUAAUCAACUUAUACUGCUUGGACAUGUACAUUGUUAUAUUAAUCGAAGAAAUCAUUUCAACUUGCGGUCAAAUAAAAAGUACAACGGCCCUGUGUCACCCUCUCUUCCACC
Messenger RNA from Notothenia coriiceps (black rockcod), 1767 nucleotides. RefSeq names its product cytochrome P450 2K1-like. The transcript has 5 exons. Gene Ontology annotation, cellular component: intracellular membrane-bounded organelle; cytoplasm. The record is from RefSeq and is a predicted model, not a curated record. Gene Ontology annotation, molecular function: oxidoreductase activity, acting on paired donors, with incorporation or reduction of molecular oxygen, reduced flavin or flavoprotein as one donor, and incorporation of one atom of oxygen; heme binding; iron ion binding. Gene Ontology annotation, biological process: xenobiotic metabolic process. NCBI's taxonomy places the organism in Eukaryota, Metazoa, Chordata, Actinopteri, Perciformes, Nototheniidae.